This is a messenger RNA of Vanessa tameamea, 13213 nucleotides long. RefSeq lists its product as uncharacterized. The transcript has 6 exons. The record is from RefSeq and is a predicted model, not a curated record. Lineage: Eukaryota; Metazoa; Arthropoda; Insecta; Lepidoptera; Nymphalidae. The coding region runs from base 719 to 12640 and encodes 3973 amino acids.
AGUAUUCUGAAAUUUGGUGAAACGGUAUCUUCGUGCGUUUGGUUAUGUUAUUAAAAAACUAAAAGUAACAAUUUACGCCAAAAAUAAGGUUAUUGUCGUGAAAUCUUCUUAAAUUUGUUUCCAAAAAAUAUAAUUGAUUUUUCUUUUUAUAUAAUGUUGGCCGUAUUGAUUCGGUUGUCAACAACUUCAGAGUGGAGGUGCGAUAGUGAUUGCGCGUAGUGUUAUUGUUUUGUGGAAAAAAUUGUGAAACUUAACUAAAUUCAAUUCGUUUACUUAAAUAUUUCCUUACGAUUCCUAUCUUUGUUCUGAUAUAUUUAUUUUCUGUGUGGAAUAUGUCAGUCAUCAGCACGGUGAUAUCCACCGAUAUCAGCCAGGUGCUGCAACGACCUGGCUGUUGCUCGGUUCCGCUGUGAAGUCGUUCGUAGUUGUUCUUUGAAUAGCGGCCACCGCUGAGAAGAGCCACGUGUGGCUCUGCGUACAACCGGGGGCGGGCGCUUUGCGCCGCCCCGCAUCUGCAUCCCUUUUUGACGAGGCUGUGCCUAUACGUUAAUAGGUGAACUUUUGGUCCAGAUACCUGCCAGAUGAUUUAUUGACGUGCUGUGAGCAUGAUGUAGAGUCGAAAAAUUUCGAGCCGCUGCCGUUCGCAUCAGACGAUUGUUUAGAUGACUUUUCACCCGAUCGCCUGUUCCUGUUGACCAAAAUUCUGGAAUUGACCACGAUGAGUACGGGUGAAGAUGAACCAUCGUCUGGUUUAAAUGGAAGGUUGAGACCGAGAAAAUCUACAAUCCCCAGUCCUCUAACAACUACGAAUAUACGCAAACUGGAUACUAAAUCUGCUCAGGACAAACCUAAAAAAACUACCACCCCGUCCAAAGUCUCUCCAAAUAAACUUGAUGAUCUCACUGACAAGUCUGAUUCACCUGCUCCGCAAAUUCUUUGCACUUAUUGCGAUAAGUCUUUCUUUUCUAAACAAGCUGUCUCUAAACAUAUUCGACGCAUUCAUAUUUUGAGUACAAAGCAAGAUAACGUCAUCAACUGCUUGUUUUGUAACCACACGGAAUCUGAUAGUAACGAUAUUAUUCGGCACAUGGUCGAUAACCAUCCAAAUCAAUAUUUCGCUUGUUAUGAUUGUCACACUAGAUUCCCUUCUACUACGGAACUAGCAGAGCAUAAGCUUAAUGUAUGUGAAAACCCUAAAUUACCAUACCGUAACAAGUUGCGCCAGAAAACGAAUCCAAAAAAGGGCCAAAAGGCUCGGAGUAUUAAUGAUAGAGAGUUUGAAAACGAUGAUAAAAAUUAUUCCGGACAUGCUUUUAACGGUAUCGUUAUAUCAUGUGAACUUAAGCCUUCACAUCCUCACGACCCAAUCGAUAUUGAAGAUAACAUAACGACUAAUUUAAUACUGCCACCUGGAAAAAGUUUGGGCAGUGUCAAUGGAAUCGAAAAGAAUGCAAUUAUCGUCCUAGAUGAUUUGCAGUGGAAUAAGAGGAUACCACCCAAUUUCUCUUUUCACAAUACAGACGCUGAUCAAAUACUAUCUAGACUGGGAGUAGUCCACAGAUCACCGAGGACUGGAGAAAAUAAUAGAAAAGAUUGGUUAAAACAUAUUGACGAUUCAAAUCAAAAAUUUGAAAAAUGUUUUGACACAAGUUUCUACUCAAAGGUGGCUAGUAAUGUUCAGGAGAAUUUAGCUAAAUUUCUCGAUGGUUCUUUUAACUUUAAUCCAGAUCCAGAAAACACUAUAAAAACAAGAAAAGCGAAAAAUAGUGUUGCUAUUAAUACAGUAGAAGGAUUUCCUAUUCUGUUAGCAUCUGAUCAGUUUUCUAGGAACGUUUUUGAUGGCUAUAUGCCAAGAAGUAUUGCGCCAAAGCAUAAAUGGAAAUGGGAAAAUCUUGAAAGUGACAAAAACUUAAUGAGUCCCGAACAAAUAAAGCGUGACUCUCACACUAACAAUUGCAUUAUUACACUGGUUUCCAGUUUAGACAUAUGGACUCAACUUUGCAUGAGACGUAAAUUUGAAGAAAAAUUUACCACGUCACCCCUAGAGAAAAGAAUCGAGAAACAAAGCAUUAUUGGAAACGAAUUGAAAGAAAUAUUAGAGAGCAGAGAACUUCCAACUUCGUCUUCUCAGGUAGUUAAUUAUACUGGCCCGACAUUGCAAACUUGUGAUAGCUCAGACUUUCCUGCUUCCCUCGGUUUAGUACCAAAUGCACCUAAUUUUGAUUUAAAGCCGGCGGUUCUAAGCGGUGAGUGGGUGAGGCCGCGGUGCUAUGUUUGUUGUGCUUGUGGAGCGCAAACCCGUGACUCUAGAGCUCUCUCGUCUCAUAUUUCUACUCAACAUCCUAAUGCGCAAAUACAACAUUAUGAAAUAGUUGGCGAAGUUCUAUUAAAUUCGGAUAUUUUAAAGCAUUUGUAUGUGCCUCCAAGUCAGCUGAAUAACAGAACUCGGCCUCUUAGAGGAUUCAGAGAAUGUACAAAAUGUAGAAAGGGAGUGUCUUUGGAAGAUCUGCAUCAGCAUAUGCUAGAUUGUGCAGGUGACACACCAACUGUGCGAAGAAAAUGUAGAUAUCGUCCAUUUGGUGUUCGAAAGCGUCGUCCUCGUCUUCCAGAUAAUACUAUACGACAAGAAAUGCGUAAAGAUAUUCGACAUUCUAGGCAUAACAGAAAAACGCAUAUGAGACCUAGACCAAAAAUAAAAACUGAAGUUGGAGACGCUGAAACUAUAAGAAAAAUGCUAGCAGAUUUACCGGCUAAACGUCAUCGAGCGAUAGUAAAUCCCUUAAAUCCUAUUUUACGUCCCCGAAGAAAGCUUAGCAAACAACGGUCAAAAAUGGUUAUUAAGAAAAGAGCGAUCGAUGAGAUGACAAAAAAACCAAAAUCGAGUGACUUGCCGCAAACGAGUAAUUCUAAUAAUGAAGACCGGCAAAAGAGUACUAGCAAUUUGAAAAAACCUGAUAAUAAAGCUCUUCAACUUAUAACCCACUCGGCGAAAAGAGCAUCAUCAGGAAUCUUAAGUCAUAAAAGUUCUUUGAUAAAAAAAAAUACUAUAAACAAGAAUAGAAAAAAAGUCUUCGCCACUAAAGAAGCGGAAUCUGGCGGAAUUGACGGAACUUGUGGUACUAGAGAAAAUGAUGGAUCUGGUGGAACUGACGGAGAUGAUGGUACUGACGGAAAUGUUGGAACGGACGGAAAUGAUGGCACUGACGGAAAUGAAGAAAAAAAUGGAAAUAAUAGAGGCGAUGGACUGAUAGAGUGCUCAGAUUUACCUUUGAAACCUCCAGACAAUGAGGAUAAUAUCCAAAUAAAUCAAAUGUCCACCAACAAUAAUAGUUCGGAGAGAAUAAAUAUUAACGACGGUUCAUCUAACUCACGAGAACACGGAAAUCGCAAUAGUGGAUCGAACAACAAAGAUGGCCAAAAUCCAGGUUGUAGUGGACAAAAUAGUAACUCUCGCGACUCUUUUGCUCCGUCUCAGAACGUUCCUUUAAAGCAUUCUAUUGCUCGCUUAACUGCAAGUUCUGAGACUCAUGAUAAAUCUGUUCAGUUUCACCACUUGUUCUUAGUUCAACAAGAAUGUAAUAAUGCCACUCAACACUUGCCAUCGGGUCAACGAAUGCUUUUUGAAAAUGAAGCUGUGGUAACUAAGUUGGACAAGCCUCCUUUACAUUUCAAUCAUUCAGAAGUAUUAGAUGCACAGAGUUUCCAACGAAACAAAUUAAACAAACCUCGUAAAGGAUUAAAUGAUUGUAUUGCAAUGCUUAGAAAUAAAUUAGUGGAACCAAAUUCUAAUAUUUUGCCAGGACAUGUAUCCGUACAAUGUGGCAGCGACGAGCCCUUAGGGCCAGAACCAGUUGUGAUCGAGCGUAGACGGUCAACAACUGAUUCAAAUAUAGAAACUGCACAAAGGUCAAUGCAAUUGUUUUAUCCUAAUAGAACUGUGGAAGAUACUCCUUUAAGUUAUGACACUAGCAGUCGUGUAACACGUCGAUCUUCAACACGACAUGGGCAUAGUUCUCGCCGUGAAAAAAUCAUGGAUGUUCAACCAAAUAAUGAUUUUAUAUACUGGAAUCAAUUUUACUAUAAUAAAGAAAUUUUACCUACCAAUAAAAGCAGCCAAAGGUACAACAAACGUGAAUCGACUCGUCGAAGAUCUGUUGUUUCAACAGAAGAGUUAUUACUACAACAUGCAAUGAAUCUGGAAAUGUUGUCUAAAAGUAAUAGAAAUCUUAAAAACCUACCGGAUCACCAAUACCCUAAUGUACCAACAAAUGUUCAAAUUACUCAUAAAACAUCAAGAAAAAGUCGUCAAGACGGUCCAACAACGAGAUCUACUUCUAAUAAUAGUAUGAGAAAACCUAAAAAUAAAACUACUACAAGAACACGACAAAAAAAAGUUACAGAUAUAAAUAGUUCUCAAGGAAAUAUUCAACAAAAAAUAUCAGAUGUCGAUGCACAGUCUAUAAAAAAACUAAAUGAAAGAAAUUUUGAUCAUAGCACAGUAAUUAGCAACAUGGCUACAACGAAUGAAAAAAUCGAUCAUUAUUAUGUUCAAGAGAGGAUAGAAGAUAAAACAACUGAAGUUGGUGUGGAAAAAACAAUAUUACAUUCGAGUGAUAUGUCAGAAGAGCAGUUGUGUUCAAACAUGUGUCCAAAUAUUCCCAUGAUGCAAUACGGUAACGAUUAUGAUAUACUUCCUGUUCAUUAUAAUAUGCACAUAGAUUCAACGUCGACGGCACCCCUUGACCUCUCAAACAAAACAACUAACUUGGAAGACUACAUUACGGAAGAAACAUACUGUGGAGGAAAUUAUGAUAGUUAUGAAACAUUGGAUUUAUCUAAUAAAAAUGUGAAUAUUGUUGUACCUGAAAAACAUCUUUGCAUUAAUAAUGAUGAAGUGGUAGACCUACGCGUUAAUAAUAGUUCUCAGUUGUUGCCAUCACACACAACAACAUCAUUAUCAGACAGAAGUAAUAACUUAGAGGACAAUGCAACUGAUUUAUCUUAUGGACACCCCGAAAGUUGGAUAUAUGAACCAGACGACUGCUUACCAACAGAUUUGUCUAUGAGAAGCAACGACAUGUUGAUGGAUACUUAUGAAAAAAGGAGGCUUUAUACACAUGACAGCACUGUAGAAAUUAAUAUAAUUGAAGAUUUAUCACACCCAACAACCCAUAUACGUGAUAUGUGUAUGGUUGUUCCCCAAAGAGAGGAUCUGAAUACUGAAGAACCUACUGAUUUAUCUAUUCGGAGAAUUGGGAGUAGAACAGAUAUUUCAAGUGUUUCCAUCUCACAAGAGUUACACAUUCGUAGUUGCACACAUUCAAAUAGCAUCAACAAACAAUCAGGCCAUAAUGAUUUAGAAAUUCCAGCUGAUUUGUCUAAUACUAAUAAAGAUACAGUACAUAAUAAUUAUUAUAUAGACGAGCAAAGGAUGCCUCAAUAUUUAGAAGCAGUGGUUACAAAUAAUCAUGAAAUAGGACCUGUUAUUGAUGGUAUAGCCGCACAAGCACAUCUAAGUUCCAUAGAUUCUGGUCAAAUUAUAGGCCCUCACUACAACCGUACCACGCGAGUUCCAAUCCAAGCAGCUGCAUUAGAACCAAGAACUAUCAUCACGUUUUCUGAACCUUUAUUAAAUGAAACACAAAAUAUGCCUACAGCAAGCUUAGUAUCAAAAUCUUCUGUACCAUGUGACUUACCAAUAUCGAUUAAUUGCCCGUCGAUAAAAGAAUGUGGUAAUCACAAUGAUGUAACUUACUUAAUGAGCGAUGUGCCACUGAGCUUAUCUACUAAAAAUAUUGAUGAGAGGACAAUUUGCAGUUUAAUGCAUCGUGAAUUAGUACCGAGCCAUUAUGAAUAUGAAAAUACUAAGCAAACUUGUACGUUAUCGCAAUAUAAAGAAGCAGAAUCCUCACGUACAAACACGAAUGCCAACGUAAGUGUUACAUCGAAAGCCUACCCGCCAGUUAGGCCAGCAAAUGAAACAACUGUUGUUUGUAAAUCAAGUUCUCCUUUAGGACAUAAAUCUAAUAAUAUUAACAACAGAAAGCUAUCUUGUGAGAAUGAUUUAUCAAGGGAAAAAAGCCCUGUUUCUGCGUAUAGAAUAGAUAUGGAAAAUUGUAAUGUGGAGACUUUAAAAGAAAAUUACAAUAAUAUUAAUUUAGACCAGGAUCCAGAAACAGCUAAAAAGAUAGCAAUGUUACCCAAAGAGCUUGUAGAAAUUUUAGGGACAAUGCCUGCAGACCAUCGCAUUCAACUUCUUAAUGUUUUGCCUCAAUAUGUAUCGUCAUCAACAUCGCCUGUGUUACCUCAACAUACUGGAAGUGAGAGGCGUAAUUCGACUUGUAUCUCCGCUAAUUCUUCGUCACCGUCACUUAUUAGCAAUCAUUCAGAAAGUGACCUAAAAUCAUCCGAAAAUCUACCUUUAUUACCAAACCAAACUACGUCUUCUCAAAUUUUACAAUUUGUAGAAACAUCACCUACAGUUUCGAGUUCUAUACUCUUAACGCCGCCUACACCUCAACUGUCAGAUCGCCAUUCAAAUCAAGCCCAUGAAAAUAAUGAAAUUAAAUCGAUAGAAUAUCGAAGAAAGUCUAGAAUUUCAACAGAUGAACAAACGCCUCAAAAUAAUUUAAUUAGUGAAAACUUAAAAGCCGGCUCAUAUCCAACAGCAUUAGAUGAAUAUAAUCGUCAAGAUCGCAUAAUUGAUUUGACUGGUGAUGACUUUUCAUCAGACAUUCCUGAUGUUUCGUAUAAUGUGGAACCAUACGCGAAUUUAACUCGUAGCUCAAAGGACAUGCCAAGUUCUGCUCCUAAAUCCAAAGCAUUAAAGACGAAUAGUGACAAAACUGCGAGUUUGAGGGCAGUCCGUAUUAAAACUUCAUCUGAACGACAACGAACAGUUUUAACUGAAAAUACACUGGCAAAAAAACAUGUUGAUAGUACUUCUCACUUAGUUGAAGAGGAACUUCAAAAUAAAAGUUCUGAAGUAACGAUGGCUAUCCAACAAGAUGAAAUAAGUAGCACUCAACAUCGUCCAGCUAUAAGGGCGUCUCCAACAGUCCAGGUGGGGAGUGAUAUGUGUCCAAAAGAACGCAUUUUAAAUGAUAUACAAAUGCCAGUAGAUAAAGCGACCGAUGAAAAUAAGGGUUAUGAUGUAAAUUAUAGUUUACCUGAUAAGCAAAAUAUAGUAACUUCGUCGCUUUUGAAGGAUAUGCAUUCAAAUUUUAAAGAUGAAAUAAUAACAAAAGAUAAUAUGCACCAUGCUCUUAGCAAUGAAUCAUCAAAACUACCCGUUUCGUUAAAAGCGAUUGAUGUAAGAUUUUCGAAAAAUAUUGAAAAAGAUUACUGCUCUCAGUCAAACGGAUCGAACCGUGAUGGAUUUCUUAAAGACAAAAUAGUAACUAAGACUGAAUGUUCCAUAUCACCGGGCUCAAAAAAAGUAUUUACCGUAGAAGAUGAUGAUUCUGAAGAUGACGUAUCUUUAGCUGUUAUUGUGAAACAAAAACGUCGUAUUUUAAAUGCAUCUCGCGAGGAUGAAACAUAUGAAAAGAUAAAUACAACAAAAGAAGUUGAAAUAUCAUUGGAUAAGUCGUCCGACCAAAAAAACCCAGUGUCGUUUAACAAAACCGCAUCUUCCGAAAUGGGCAGCUUAAGUGAAUCACAAUUGCCAAAAAGUUCUAACGAUGCAUGUAAUAAUACAAAAAAAAUAAAAUUGAAUGAGAAGCAAAACAAAUUGUCUGAAUUACCUUCUAGAAAAAAAGGCAGAAAAGGACGUCGCGUCAAUAUUAUAGAGAGCACCAACUAUGUCGGACAACAGGGGCCACCGCUUAACAGGAAAGCUGAGAGUAAGAAUGAAAUUAAUACAGAAAACAAUAUGAACGCGGAUAGUGAAGAAAAUACGGGGGUUUCCGAUAAUACAGCUAAAUCUGAACAAAUUGAACCAGAUAAUAAUCGAUCAACACCAAUGAAUAUCAAUGUAGAAAGGGAGAAAGAAAUUAUAUCGAACACAACUGCAAGAAAAGAAGAAGCAAAAGUACUGCAUAGUUCAUGUAGUGAUUGCCUUACUUCAGAAAACGUAAUCAAGGAAAAAUCUAAUUUCGAAGCAAAUAUUGGAAGCCAGAAACAUGUUACAGAAGAUUCAACUGAAUAUAAACUUAUGAGAACGUCCAAUUCGAUGUGUGAGGAUGAUAUUGAAGCUAUAGAGAGUGAGAAACUUUUUUCCAAAGAUGUAUCUUCUAAAGAAGUAAAAAUAGAUGAAACUCGAAUUAAUGACAUAAAAAAUCAUCAAGCUAAUGUCAUUAAAAUGAAGGAGUCUAAAAAUAUUUGUCAUACCAUAGCAGCUGUGGAAAACUUUGUUGAAAAUAAAAGUGAAACCGAAACAGAUGAAACGAACCUGACACCUCUGCGACGAAGUAGACGAGGAAAAUCGUUGUUUAUUGAUAGUAGAUCUAUUUUGAAUGAUAAUUCUUUAAAUACUGAAAAUGCUACAGAGCCAAGAGCUCCAUUAACAAAAAAGCAAUUAAUUUUUUCAAAACUUUUGCAAGAUGAAGAAAAUCAUAAAAAACCAGUUUUGACUACUACACCUGAUAACCAAAUUUCUGAAUCUAUAUCAAAAGCCUCUAAUGAAAAUAUACUGGAUAAUAGUCGUGAUAGUGAAUUUAAUAAUUAUGAUACUGAUGAAAUUAAAUGUAAUAAAAGAAAAAAAUCGCCACAAUCCAAAAAGAGAUUGAAAAAGAAAAAGUCCGUAACGAAUGUUCAAAUAACUAAUGAAGAACCUGAAGAGCAAGAAGCAAAUGAAAAGAUAAUAUGCCUAGAACUUAAUAAUAAAACACCUGAUAGCGAAGUUUCGUCAAUUUUAGUGACUUCUCAACUUAAUGACACAAAAAAUAUAACUACGAACUCAACAGAUUCACGUGGUGAUCAUAUUGAUAUUCCAAGCACUGUUAUUACUAAAAAAGCAAUUGAAAAACGAAAAUCUAAUUCUCCUAAUAGAGAUGAAUUGCUACCAAUUUUGAAACUAAAGAAACCUAAAUUAAACGAUGAAAUCACCGUAGUGUCACAUACAGAAGGUAAAAAUUACAUAAAAAUUACUGAAACUCAAAUAAAACUGAAGGAAAACAUGGAUUCUUUCCCUAUAGUAGGCGCUACACGAAAUACAACGUGUUACAAUAAGGCAAUAAGGCGAACACGAUCAAAGUCAGUUUGUAUAAAAUCUUCUGGAACGGAGUUCUACGACCCAUACGAUAUUGAUAAGAUUGAAGAUUUAGAAGAUGUGAUCGAUAAAACCGAAUCAUUUGUUAGAAUAAACGUUUCUUCAAUUCAGUUCAACGCAUCGAAAUCGGUAGUUGCAAUUAAGACUCGAAAAUUAAGUAAAACUGUUCCUUCAGCUAUAAUUGAUAUAUUACCAUCCGAGGCUAAAGCCCUCAUUGAUGAUGUCAGUGAUGAUAAUGUAGAUAUAAAAAAUACAGUUGAAUAUAAUAAUCAUUCUAAUGUUGAUACGAAAGAUGGCAGCAGUGAUUCUGAUGCAUCUUCAAAAAGCGAUGUUCCACUAAAAAUAUAUGUACAAGAAAAGGAGAAAAAGCUCAGGGAAAUAUCACCUACAUCAGAACGGCUGGAAAAAUCUAUUAGUAGCGAAGAAAACGGUAAAACAGAGGAAAAGUCGAAAACUCGCAAAAGAUAUAAGCAAACCCAAUCUAUAAACAACAACGACUUAAAAAAUAGUAUUAACAAGACACAAAAUGAAGAAGAGCUACGUUCCGAGCAGUUUAUGGAAAGUUUCGGUUUCUUCUCCGAAAGAAAACCAAGAAAAUCUAAUUUAUUGGCAACUAAAAAAAUUUCAGAGACAUACAAUUUAAUUGAAAAUGAUGAAAUAUAUUAUGCAUCCACAGAACGUGUGACAAAAAAAUCUGUAAAUGAUAAUAAUAAAGAGGACCAGGCGUUAUCAUUAAGAAAAUCAAAAUGUAUCGUCUCACCUCCUAAAAAAGCUACAAAACGAGGAAGAAAAAAGAAAACCACCGUUAUAAUUCAACCUAGUUUUUGUAAUAUCUGUAAAAAAUUUUUUCGUAGGUGGGAUAACUAUGUAAGACAUUUGUUAUCUCUAUAUCAUAUUUCAAGACUUGGUGAAAUUGAAUUAAAAAUUAAAGUAGUAAUUAUUGAAGAGGAACCUAACUAUUUGCUCGCCUUUAGGCAGCAACUUAAUAGAUUAAAAGUGCUUCAAAACAAAAUAGCGAAACGGAAAAAAAAUUGUUUGUCGACUGCAGAUAUUGUUCUUCCAACAAUUGAAGAAAUUUUAGCUGACGUAAAAAGAACUAUUCGAGAGCAACAACUUUCUCGUCGAAGCUUAAGUCGUGAUGAGGCACUAUUUAUAGAUUGUUGUGAAAUGUUAAAAGAGUCUCAUCAAAAUCAAGGUGAACCAGUCAAACGAGUUCGUCAAUGUAAUAGUUUUAAUUGUGAACAGGCAUGUCAAGAAGAGUUAGCAUUGUUAGAAAAAAGUAUUCUUGAUGACAGAUGUGCUAUAAAAAGUGACGAGGAAAUGGACUCGGUAUCAGCUAAAAAGAUAUUGGAAAGUGAGGAAGUUCGAAACUUAGAAAACGAUUUAAUAUCCAACCUAAAAGAAGCGAAUGGACUUAAAGGACCAUUAACUAGUAAUCAGUUAGAAUCACCGGAAAAAUUGACUACUAUAACGGAUUCGCAAACUAUUUUAUCCAAUUAUGAAAUAACAGAAGAGACUAAUAGAUCUAACUAUAAACCGAAUACUGAAGUUAAAGACAAAUUAUAUCCUGACGUCAUCGAAAACAUAGAUAUGUUCGAAGACAAAUUUGAUAAGAUAAAAAGAAAGUGUCGGUCUCAAGCAGCAGCUGCCAAACAAAAUCAAACACACGUCGAAUUGAAUGCCAGUUACAAAAAUAGAAAAAAAUCAGAAAAGAAAAAAGUGAACAAUAGGAAGGGGCAAAACACGGUCCCAACCAAGGCUGCUUUAAAAGGAUUCGAUGGUGUCAAGGUGCCAAUUCAAACAUCGGAUAUUAAUAUGCCAGCGAUCGCACCACUUGAAAAAGUUCACAGGAAAAAAAGAAAGAGUGGUUCUAAAAAGAAGAGAGAACGAACAAAUUCCGAAAAAAGUAACUACCGUGAAAGUAAUAAUUGCACAAAAGAAUUAUCCCAGAAAAAAGUUGACGUCUACGAGUUUAUGGACACCGAAGACACUGAGGUAUUUGAAUUUAGACCAUCGACUCUUAUGGAAAGACUUAAAAGCAUUAACAAUAAACAAUUACCUAGUACAUCUAAAACACUAAAUGAAACCGAAUUAGCUGAAAUAUCGAGCGAAAGCGGGUCUGACGGUGAUGACUUCGUUUAUAUGUCAGAUGACUAUGUCUGUAGUGAUGACGAAACCGAAAACAGUAUACUAUCCUGUGAAUUAGGAAAUGGAAAAGGAAACACUGAACACAACAAAACUUCGACUCUGAUCAAAAGAAAAGAAGCAACGGAGAAAAAUGCAGUAAUGGGAAAAAUAUUCAAAAAUAACGCUUUGCGCACUGAAAGAAAAAGCCCAAAAAGUAUAGAAAUCGUAAAGCCUAAAGCUAAUCUAGACCAAUUGUUUGAUAGUUUACUAGAAAAUAAACCUAAAACCUCUCAAGACACAAAUGAUGAAGUGUCUAGUGAUAAAGACGAAGUUCCACCAUCACGGGUGUAUCUUAGCAUAUCACCUCAAAAAGAAGAUCAAUCGCGUUAUAACAAAUCUUUGAAACGAUCUGAUCACGCAUUGACUCUGUCAAGUGAACCUGGAUUAACUCAAAAGUACAGUACACCCUCACCAACUUUACAUCCAUCUUUGGCAUCAUUUUCUACAAGGCGUAAGUCUAUAACACCCCCAAGAAAACUGGAGCCAAAUAUCAAACCAAUUUCAAUUUCACACCAUGUAUCCUCGAAACGAAACGAUGAUCAUAAAAAAAUUGAAUCACCAACCGAGGUACAUUCAAAGAAAUACGAACCUUUACAAUCAAGCAAUAAAAAUCUAACUGCGGCAGAUACAGAUGACACUCUACGUAGACGAAGUGAUGAAUUUGAUUACAAGGAAACGAAAUCUAAGGCUUUGUUUUACCAAGAUAAAUUAGAUAAUAAAAAGAAAGAAACACCCAAGUAUGACAGUUAUGAUUAUGACGUGGACUCCUACGACCCCAUCCUGUCGGAAGAUGCUGGAGUUGCAAGACAGAGAGCACGCAGAAAAUGUACUGUUGGGAAGCAAAAUGUUCUAGCCGAGACUUGGAGCUCCGAAUCCGAACCGGACGGUGCUCCUCCACGACCUAACAGUGCCGAAUCUGUGGCCGCUGGUAGCGGACGCAAGAAGAAAGGUAGGAAGAGAGAUAGUCAGUCGAGCAGCAAUCGAAAGGCGAGCAGGCAGGUUUCUUCAAAGAAACACGAAUAUGAAAGCAGGGUAGAUAGCAGUAAUCGCAGCGCAGGAAGUGGCGUGCCGGCAAGGCCGCGGUCGCCGCCUCACUACUGGUCGGCGGGCGAGGACGAGCAGGAGCACCCCCAGCAGCACGGUUGGAUAGUCGGCGAUAGUCACAAGAAACUCGUCACUAUGUUAGCUCAUGCGAAAGGGCGCAAGCGCAGCGGCGAUGAGAAACGUCACUUGCUCGAGUAAGGCUACGUUAUAUAGGGUAUGAUAAUGACUUUUUGUAAAUAUUUUGUACAUAAUAUUCUAGUUGUUUAUGAAUGUCAUUAUUAUGACAUUACGACCAGAAACUUUUUAAUCUAAAGUUUAAUUAAUUUCAGUUUUGUAAAUAUUGUAUAUCUUUUAUAGUAUAUUUUAGUUAAAUUUUUAAAUGAGCCUACGUACUGUUGGGGUUGAUUUAAUAAAAUCGACUGUUAAGCAACCUUUGCAGUAUCUUAGCUAAAUUUUUAGCGGAGUAUAUUUUAUUUCGAAUUCGAUAUGUCAUCUUAUAUUGAUUUCACAGUUUAUCUAUUAAAAUAUGAAUUCGAAGGAGAUAGAGCAUUGUCUUUAAUAUAAUAUGAUAGGCGUUCGUAGGUUAGUCGUAGAAUAUCAGCGCUAAUUUAAUGUGUCUAAUAGAGAAUCUAUCCAAAAGUAUAUUCACUUUAAUCUUAUCAGCGCUUAUUCUUAUCAGUUUUUUAACGAAAACAUUUCAUAAUUUUAUUUAUCGUUUUCUAGCCGCAAAGGGAAAUAAGGCUUCAAGUAUAAUUGAAUUUAUUUAAUAAA